UACCGAGAUGGCAAUGAACUACAAGAAGGAGCUCCAGGCUAUUGAGCCCAAUGUUGAGUUCAUGAUGACGCUUUACCUCACUGCUGACCUCACUGUCGAGGAGGUCAAGAAGGCUGCAGCGGCGGGUGUUAGUGGUGUCAAGGUCUACCCUGCCGGUGUUACGACCAACUCCUCUGCUGGAGUGUCGACGUACGAGCCCUUUUACCCAAUCUUUGCUGCUAUGGAGGAGGUUAACAUGGUCUUGAACUUGCACGGCGAGGUCCCUCCCUCCCCAACCAACUCUGUCUUGACCGCUGAGCACGACUUCCUCCCCACCCUCAUCGACCUCGCAAAACGCUUCCCCAAGCUCCGUAUUGUGCUUGAGCACUGCACCACCAAAGACGCCAUCGAGACUGUGAAGAACUGUGGUCCGAACGUUGCUGGAUCAAUCACCGCACACCACCUCCACAUCACCAUCGACUCCUGGGCCGAUAACCCCUUCUGUUACUGCAAGCCCGUCGCCAAAACUCCCGAAGACCGUGCCGCACUUAUUGAAGCCGCAGUCUCCGGUGAUCCCAGGUUCUUCCUGGGCUCUGAUUCCGCACCUCACCCCAGGGAGAAGAAGAGCGGUGCGGCACGUAUUGCUGCUGGUGUCUUUACACAGUCAAGGUUGUUGUCGUACGCUGCGGAGAUCUUCGAUAAGCAGGGUAAGAUGGACAAGUUUGAGGACUUUGUCUCCAACUUUGGCAGGAAGUUCUACCAGGUCGAGGGGUUGGGUGUCGGCACUGAGAAGGUCAAGCUGACCAAGAAGCCGAUUAAGGUUGAGAGCGAGGUUUGGGAUGGAGAGCUUGUUGUUGUGCCUUUCAUGGCGACGGAGGAGUUGCAGUGGGACAUUGAAUGGGUCAAAGCUUAGAUGUAAUCCAAGAAUACGGCG
Messenger RNA from Saitoella complicata NRRL Y-17804, 913 nucleotides. Its product is annotated as Dihydroorotase homodimeric type. The record is from RefSeq and is a predicted model, not a curated record. Gene Ontology annotation, biological process: pyrimidine nucleotide biosynthetic process; 'de novo' pyrimidine nucleobase biosynthetic process. The transcript has a single exon. Gene Ontology annotation, molecular function: dihydroorotase activity. The coding region runs from base 8 to 892 and encodes 294 amino acids. Gene Ontology annotation, cellular component: cytoplasm. Lineage: Eukaryota; Fungi; Ascomycota; Saitoellomycetes; Saitoellales; Saitoellaceae.